This is a messenger RNA of Wallemia mellicola CBS 633.66, 1599 nucleotides long. RefSeq lists its product as hypothetical. Bases 1096 to 1599 code for a protein of 167 amino acids. Lineage: Eukaryota; Fungi; Basidiomycota; Wallemiomycetes; Wallemiales; Wallemiaceae. The transcript is spliced from 2 exons. The record is from RefSeq and is a predicted model, not a curated record.
GGAAAAAGCCUUGAGAAGAAGUUCUUGUAACUCUGGUUGAUACAGACAGAAUUAAAAAAAGCAUCGGUCUCAGUUUUAAUUUUACUCUAACGUAGUGUUGACAUGCAUAAGAUUGGUGGAAGGGGACCCAAAAUGCCCUCACCACGCAUUAUCAAAGGAAAAUCUGAUGUUAGUCAACCCUAGACAGGACGAUGGAGGCCAAUUUUCGUGGUCGUAAUUGGCUCUUCAGCACAUCAAUACUCCUAUCAAAAGACCUGGCCUAAUAUCACUGUAUCUAACUUCAAUAAUAGCUAAUGACCAUCUUGAAGGUUUUUGUGAUUUGGACGACAAGAACAGAAUAAAAAAUUUGGGUGGCUAUAUUACAGCUAGUAUUUUUGGUUGUUUGUUUGCAGUUUAUGCCAUUUACCGUAUUGGAGAUGGUUUCACAUCUCAUCGUAGCACUGAACCCAUAACUCUUGAGGGAACUAAACCCAUGAUAUUAAUGGACUAAUGGCUAUGACAGCCCUGUGGUUAUCCGGCCUGCAUUUUCUCAUAAGUCCCGUAACAAAAGAGAGGAUUCUGGAGGCGCUACUAUCUAUGAUCCUAACUUAUCCCCAUGUGGUACCGUGUUGGAAUAUUCUUUUGGUGAUGUCGAAUAUUCUUUAUUACAUAUGGAAAAUGCUUAAAGUCAACCUAUACUGAGACUGGUUAUAAAAGUUUCUAAGAAUUCAGAUGUAAAAAAGCGAGACAGCCAACAGUUUAUGGACAUGUAGUGCACCUCAUGGAUAAGUAACCUGGUUUAUAAUUGUCUUCACCAAGAGGUGCAGGUUCAGGAAUUGAACCUAUGGCGGGAAAAUGUCAUGUCAGUUUAUGCAUUUAUAUCUUCUUAUGUUUUUUAACAUUUCUAUCUGGUCAUAUAAAUUACGUCGACAUAUCAGGAGAAGAAAAAUUGGGUCUUUCUUUUUAGACUUUACUAAAGCACGAAGUAAACUUGUCAAAAGUAAUAAUUUUACGGAAGAUAUGAAGUAUGUUUCAAAACAUUACGACUCCGUUGAAGGAAUGCUUUCAGAUUAAAUCAAACCUAACUAAAAGCUUCCCGCAUUAUAGCGAUUAACGAUGGGGAAAUCUAGGAAAGUUUUAAAUGCUUUUUCAUUUAUUCAUACUUCUUCAUUCCAUCAUCAGUGCAUCAUCAAUCAUGUGAAACAUGUUUCUAGUGAAUCUCCUUUUAUUGUAUAUAUUUGUGGUCUACACCUCACUGUUUUUAAUUCUAUCCUACCAACAAGAAUAUCUGAUGCGCAAGAAUGCGAAAGUGUUGACUUGUGCACUCUUGACUCAGAUACUGGCGCUGGUUAUGGUACUUCGUCUGCUUGGGCUCAAUUAAUAAAGUUCUAUACCAGGGAAAAACUUAUUACCUGCGCUGACUCUCAAGAAAUAUUUCAUUUAGGAGAUGUGUCUCAUUCAUCUCCUGUCGUUAAUGAGAAGAUUUCGGGUCUACUAGCUUGCUGCAGUGAUCAGACGUCUAUGCAGGUCGAUGGUUUGCAGACAAGGUCUCGAACUGGUUUGUUAUCAUAUGUUCAAAGAUCCUUUGAAGGCUUGGUAAAUUAUGGAUUCGCUAUUUGA